CCCCCCCCCCGCCCCGCGAUGUCGGAGGAAACCCGACAGAGCAAACUGGCUGCGGCCAAGAAAAAGCUCAGAGAGUAUCAGCAGAAGAACAGCCCUGGUGGUCCCGCAGGAGGAAAGAGGAAGAAGAAACUGAAAAAUGGCAGCAGCCCCGAGACAUCCACUUCUGGGGGCUGUCACUCAACCGAGGAUAAACAACAGAACCAAGAAACUCUGGAUCAAGUGGAAAAAGAGAAGAAAGAAUGUCAGCAGAAGUUGGCCAAGGAGCAGGGGGCUUUAAGAGAACAACUGCAGGUUCACAUUCAAACCAUUGGGAUUCUUGUGUCUGAGAAGGCGGAUUUACAGUCAGCCCUGGCUCACACCCAACAGGCAGCCAGGCAGAAAGCAGGAGAGUCUGAGGACCUUGCUAACCGCCUGCAGACGACCCGCCAGCGCGUCGGAGAGCUGGAGCGGACGCUGUCUGCCGUCUCCACGCAGCAGAAGCAGGUGGACAGGCACAACAAGGAGUUGACCCAAGAGCGAGAUGCUCUCAAACUGGAGUUAUACAAAAACAACAGAAACAAUGAGGACCUGAAGCAGCAGAACUCUGAGCUCGAAGAGAGGCUUCGAGUCCUCGAGACAGAGAAGAAGGCCCUGCAGCUGGGCACGGAGGAGCUGCAGAAGAAGCUGGAGAUGUCUGAGCUGCUGCUGCAGCAAUUCUCUAGUGAGUCUGGCGUCUCUGACAGUAGGCAGCAGCUUCAGCAGGCCAUGGAGGAGCGGGCCCAGCUGGAGAAACACGUGCAACAGCUGCUGGAGACACAGACACAACUGCGGAUGGACAGGGACCGGUACGCAGGGGGCCUGGAGGAAGAGCGUGCCCUGUGGCAGGAGAAGAUGCAGCAGAUGUCUGCCCAGCUGUGCACACUGAGGGAGGAGAAGGAGCGCGGCCUGAGUCAGGUGCAGGAGCUGGAGACCACCUUGGCCGAGCUCCAGAGCCAGAGGGCUGAGCCUCCCGCCCCGGAGUCCCCAGCGCCCCCCGCGGGGCCGUCAGAGGCGGAACAGCAGCUGCAGGCGCAGGCUGAGCAGCUGCAGAAGCAGCUGGAGAGCCUGGCGGGACAGCUGCAGGCCCAGGUGCAGGACAACGCAGCCCUGAGUCGCCUGAACCAGCAGCAGGAACAGCGGCUGCUGCAGCUGGAGCGCGAGGCGGAGCUGUGGGGCAACCAGGCCGAGGAGCGCAAGCAGAUCCUGGAGAGCAUGCAGAGCGACCGUGUGACCAUCAGCCGCGCGCUCCUGCAGAACCGGGAGCUCAAGGAGCAGCUGGCCGAGCUGCAGGAUGGCUUCGUGAGACUGAGCAAUGACAACAUGGAGCUCACCAGCUCGCUGCAGGCCGAGCAGCACGUCAAGAACGAGCUGGCCAAGAAGCUCGGCCAGCUGCAGGAGAAGCUGGGGGAGCUGAAGGAAACGAUGGAGCUGAAGAGCCAGGAGGCUCAGAGUCUGCAGCAGCAGCGCGACCAGUACCUGGGCCACCUGCAGCAGUACGUGGCCGCCUACCAGCAGCACGCGGCUGCCUACCAGCAGCUGAGCUCCGAGAAGGAGGCGCUGCACAAGCAGAUUCUGCUGCAGACGCAGCUCAUGGACCGGCUGCAGCAUGAGGAGGUGCAGGGCAAGGUGGCGGUCCAGGUGGCUCGCCAGGAGCUGCAGGAGACCCAGGAGCGCCUGGAAGCUGCCACCCAGCAAAACCAGCAGCUGCAAGCUCAGCUGAGCCUCCUGGGCCUCCCUGGAGAGGGAGAUGGGGAGGAGGAGGAGGAGGAGGAGGAGGAGGAGGAGGAGGAGGAGGAAACUCCCCAGGCCAAAGUGCCCGUCCCGGAAGACCUGGAGAGCCGAGAGGCCGUGGUGAUGUUCUUUACGUCGGCUCUCACCCGAGCCGAGGAAGAGCGGGCCCGGCUCCGCGGGCAGCUGAGGGAGCAGAAGGCUCGCUGCCGGCGCCUGGCUCUCCUUGCCGUGCCAUCGCAGGGGGAGCCCGAGGGGCCCUCAGCCGCUGGGACUGGGGGUGACUCUGUGUCUGGGGAGACGCACCAGGCCCUCCAGGGGGCCAUGGAGAAGCUGCAGACCCGCUUUCUGGAGGUGAUGGCGGAGAAGGCGGAGCUCCGAGAGCGGGUAGAGGAGCUAGAACAUCGCUGCAUCCAGCUCUCUGGAGAGACAGACACCAUCGGAGAGUACAUUGCCCUCUACCAGAACCAGAGGGCAGUGCUGAAGGAGCGGCACCGGGAGAAGGAGGAGUACAUCAGCCGGCUGGCCCAGGACAAGGAGGACAUGAAGAUCAAACUCCUGGAGCUGCAGGAGCUGGUGCUGCAGCUCGUGGGCGAGCGCAGCGAGUGGCAGGGCCGAGUCCUGGCUGCCGCCCCAGACCGCGCUGACCAUCCCGCGCCUGGGGCCCCAGCCCUCCAGGACGCUGCUGACCCGCAGGCUGAUCUUGGCGAGGUGAGCCUCGCUGACACCGUGGAGCCUGCGCGAGGAGAGGCUGGGGAGGGCGCGUCCACCCAGAACCCUACUGCGCAGCAGAUCAUGAAGCUGCUGCGGGAGAUCCAGCACCCCCAGGAGCGCCCGGGCUUGGGCACCAACCCCUGCAUCCCCUUCUUCUACCGGGCUGACGAGCAUGACGAAGUGAAGAUCCUGAUCGUCUAACCCCGGAUGCCCUCAGCCCGGAGAGCCCCGCCCAGUCCUUGCCACUCCCCCUGCAAGCCACCCUGUCCCCUGCCGCGCCAUCCCAGCUCCCUUCCCUCUUAGAUAGAACCCCUGAUGGGGAGAGAAAGGCCUCUUUAGGCUGCCUCUCUGGAGGACCCUCGGGGGCUCCUGGGGCCUCCUCAUUUCCAGCUCCAUCCUCAGAGGCUGUGACCAACGUAGGCAGCGUUUGUGUGGCCCCCAGAACAGCCCAGACCGGGGGGUGCUCCUCUCCUUGGGCAGUCAGCCAGGCAGUUUUCAUCGCCCCUCUUGGGG
Molecule: messenger RNA, 2973 nt
Organism: Lepus europaeus (European hare)
Lineage: Eukaryota; Metazoa; Chordata; Mammalia; Lagomorpha; Leporidae
Product: golgin subfamily A member 2-like
Exons: 21
Coding region: 19-2661 (880 amino acids)
Biological process (GO): Golgi organization; spindle assembly
Cellular component (GO): Golgi cisterna membrane; Golgi apparatus; Golgi cis cisterna
Molecular function (GO): protein binding
Source: RefSeq, a predicted model, not a curated record